This is a messenger RNA of Myxocyprinus asiaticus (Chinese sucker), 2918 nucleotides long. RefSeq names its product coiled-coil domain-containing protein 18-like. The coding region runs from base 326 to 2791 and encodes 821 amino acids. The transcript is spliced from 19 exons. The record is from RefSeq and is a predicted model, not a curated record. Lineage: Eukaryota; Metazoa; Chordata; Actinopteri; Cypriniformes; Catostomidae.
AAGUAAGCUCCGCCCAGUGCGACGGGUUUUCCUCUCUCAGCCAAUCAACUGACGUGACGAUGGCAGCGCGGUUUGUUUUGGUCUCAGAGGAGUGGAUGCUAAGCUAAACCUACUGGAAAUAAACCGCUGUUUGCACAAAUGCCGCUGUUUAAAUGAUAGAAAGCGGAUUUCUGUAGUACUGAAAUAUCGUGACAUUUAGCACGCCUGGAAACAGCUGAUAUAGAGCUGAAGGCUGUUCCUUGACAACCUGUUGAACGCAUGCAAUGAAGCCAAACAUUCAGUCAAAGGCAGCCUUUGUUUACAGGUUUCGUUUUAACAAUCACCAAUGUUCAAAGACAACAGAGGGCUGGUAGAAGAUGUGGUCUCCUUGAGAAAUAAGCUGCGAUUAACAGAGAAAAACCUGCAAUCACUGGGGGAACAAUUGAGUCAAUCAGGAAAUGACAUCAUUGCUGAGGAUAAUGACAGGAGUGGAGCGGAUGCGUUCCCAGGCCAUCUUACUCUAGAGGACCUUCAGAAGCCUAAUACUGGACAGCCUGGAGGAUAUCCACUCCCUGACAGAACAGCAGAGCAGAGGACAUGUGCUUGUGACUGCAGGCCAGUCAGAGACAUGGAGACAGAGAUGUCUGUGCUCACGAGGAAGGUCAACUCCAUCAGGCAAGAGAAUUCUUCUUUGGUCAUGGAGAACAAGCUGCUCAUCAAUGACCUAGAAGCUACUCAGCUUGAGUUAGCCAGCUCAAAGUCCAAGAUUCGUGUGUUGGGAUCUACUGCUGGAGCCAGAACCUCCAGUGUGUCCCUCAUGAAGGAACAAGUUUUGGGUCUAGAGACAGAACUGAACACUCAAACCAGAGCUUUAGAGGCUGCUGAGCAGAAGUUGGAAGCAAGUGAACAGACAGUGAUGCUGAGCAACAGGCUGGUGGAGAAGCUCAGAGAUGAGCUGAGAGUAGUUAAAGCUGAGCUAGCAGAAAGAACGCGUCUGGGGAAACGUGCAGAGCAGCAGAGAAACCAAGCGCUCCGAAAUGCGGAGAAGCUCACGGUUGCCUUCGAGGACUACAAGGAAGAUGUGUCUGAAAAGCUCAUGAAGGUUAUGGAGAGUGAGGAUCAGCUGAAGGUCAGUCUAAUGGAGUGUGACAGGGAGAGAGAGGAGCUUGAUAGGAAGUGUGCUGCGCUGGAGAGAGAGAAGGAGAGUCUAUGUCAGAACAUCUCUGAGCUGAAGGAGGUUCACGGCUGCUCUGAGUCUCUCUCUGCUGAGCGUGUGCAGCUGCAGUAUCAGGUGCAGCAGUUCUCAGAUCAGCUGAAACAGCUGCAGAGGGAGCAGACUGAGAAGGAGGCACAGCUGCAGGAGGUGGCGGCACUGAGGAGAGAGAAUGAGGACCUGCGUCUCCUCACGGCCUGUCAGGAGCAGAGGGUGGUUCAAGCAAACAGAGAGAGAGAGCAGGACCGAGCCGAGCUGACCAGCCUUGAAAGCAUUGUAGACUUAUUACAUCUGAGAGAGAAUCGUGAGGGUGCGUUGUGUGUAAACCCCUGUCUGCUACCUUCUCUGUCAUACACCAGCACCAUUGAACACAAGACUGGUGAGUGCUAUCAGAAGCUGUUGGCGGUGCUGCAGAUGGCUGAGCGAGAGAAGACCCGGCAGGCCAGUGCCGCUCAGGGUCUGCAGGAGAGACUGACCAGAGCCCAGGAGGAGAUCUCCUCCCUGCAGACCUCGAUCACAGAGAGAUCCUCUCACUACCAGCAGCUCCACAAUCAGCUCCUGGAUAAAGCUACUCAAGCCACCUCCUUUGAGAAAGAGCUAAAAAAGAAGAGCUCGCACGUCGUCGUACUGGAGAAACAACUGCAGGAGAAGAGUGCAGCUUAUUCCCAGGCAGCAAUAAAGGCCAGCCAGCUUGAGCAAGAGCUCUUGGAGAAGGCCAGCCGCAUUCAGCACUACCAGUCAGUCUUGAACAAAAAACAGAGGGAAUAUCAGCAAACCAUAGACAAGUCCAAGACUGCACAAUCACACAAAUGCAAGGAAAUGGAGGACAGAAUAGAGGUGCUGCAGUUGUCUCUGGUUCAGAAGCAGACUGAAAUUGGGGAGCUGGAGCAACAUGUGUCUGACCUUCAAACAGAGAAGCUGGAGUCACAACAGAGAGCUGCUCUUCUGCAGACCACUAUAGAUCAGCUGACUGAGGAUUUCAAGGCAAAAUGUAAACACAGUAAAGAAACGCGUAGAAAUAUUGAAGAGCAGGCUGCUAACUCCGUUUCAAAGCUGUCAGAGCUGCAGGAGGAGCUGAAGAGGAAAUGUUUGGCUUAUCAGAGAUCCAAUGGGAAGAACCUGCAGCUGCAGCACUCCAUCAAGAACCAGCACACCAUGCUGCAGGAGAGCACGUCACGCAUCGCACAGCUGGAGGAGAGCCAGAGUCAGCUGCAGAGCCAGGUGUCCCAGUUGGAACAAGAGUUGGAGAAGGAGCGCACAGCCUUGUCUCAGGCCUUCAGGAGAAGGGAGAGAGAGGUGGAGGAGGCCACCCAGGAGGUGCAGAAGAAGGAGAGACAGGCUGCGGAAAUCUCCUGCUCCAUAACAGAGAGUCAAAGGGAACUGGAGGAGAAGAACUAUGAGGUAUUGGAUCUGGACACUGCACUGAAAGAGAGACAGGGGGAGCUACAGCAGAGAGCAGAGCUGCUGGGACAGCUGGACGCGACCAUUAAGGAACACAAGCUGGAGAUGGAGAAGAAGUUGGAAUAUCUACAGGAGGCUCUGGAGAAGAGCCAGAAGGAGCUGAGAGAGAGAGACCAGCAGGAGAGUCAUUGGAAAUGACUUCAGAUAGGCUUGUAAACGGAGCAAUGAACUGAUGAGGUGUUGCUGCCCUCUGUGCAGGUCCAGUUCCUGACAGAGAGGCUGGAGAUGUUGAAAUCACAGCAGCUGCAGGGGAAAGAGGUGCUGG